AGGAAAUACCAAUAAAUAAUUAUGAGUGUAAUAUGUAACUGAAAACAUAAUUAAAGAAAUAAAAAUUUUGGGAAUUUAAUUUAAAAUGAGACUUAAUAGAAAGAAGAUGGAGGAACUAAAAUCAAAGAGAGAAAAUAAAAAGGUUGAAUUAAAGAGGGAAGAUGAAGAUAAAGUGUUUAAUGAAAGAGUUAAGAAGAAUUGUAUAAUUAAAAAUAAAAAAUAUAAAACGACAUGUGGCACAUUGAGUUGAAGAAGAUGAUAGGAAAGUGUAAUAGAAUGAUGACAUAUGUGUUUUUGGUUUUCUUUUUUAAAUACUAAAUAUAGAUAUAGAUUAUGCAUGGAAUUCGGUUUGACUUUAGUGCGUAAUCUAUGCAAUACAACUAGUAAGCAAAAUUACGACACUAAAGUGAUCUUUUUUCUCCCUUAAAAACAUCAUUCCUGUGAAAGAGAUAUACUUGAUCCGUUACUAACCAAAAAAAUAUUGUCUUUACUUGGUAAACCACAAUCACUAAUAUUGUCCCCCAUACCUUUUAUACACGUGUCCAACUUUAUUUCUUUUCAAAUAAUUCAAAUCAAAUCUGUUAUACCAAUAUAUAUACGCAUUCAAAUUCCUGGCUCUAUUAGUGGCCGGCACAUUUGCCUCUGAUUAUUUUCGUCAUUCUUCUAGAAAAAAGAAUGUUUCACUGAAAUUAUCUUCCAAUAUUCUAUCACCCCUAUAAAAGUUUCUUCUAUCCUCCCUAUAAAUUUUCCUUUCUUUUUAUAGAAAUUGAAAACAUGUCAUCAAACCAAAGUUUGGAAAAUCGAAAUUACGAAGAUCAUGAUUGUAAUGAAGAGGAAAGAGAAUUGGAAGAAGCGUUAUCGCUGUCUGAUCUUCCAAUCUGUAGUAGUACUGGGAAUCAAGAUGAUGGUGGUGGAGUAAAAGAUGAAGAGAACAAGAAUGAAGAGGAUGAUUUGGAAUUUGAUUUCGAUUUUGGUUCCGGUUCUCUUGUCGGGUCAAGUACAGCACCAGAAGGCGAAAUGUGUGCAGCUGAUGAGGUGUUCUCGGGUGGCUUGAUGCUGCCUUACCGCAACUCGGUCAUUUCGAUGUCCGGGUUGCGGAGUGUGUCUAGGUCCGAGUCUAUGGACCGUAGAACGUUUGGGUCUAGGUGCAGUAGUAGUAGAAGUAGUAGUAUUAGAAGUCAUUACUCUGCUACUAGUAGUAGUGGUAGUAGUAGUUGUUCUAAUAACACGACAAUCAGUGCCAAAACUGUUCCUUUGGUAUCAAAAUCGUCUAAUAAGGUUGUUCAAAAUCAAUUCCACUCGUACCCGAGCCCAAAACCUCAAAUUUUGGGCACGGGUCCGCGUUUUUCAGCCUACACAGCCUCACCCAUAGGGAAAAAAUCGAAAAUGUGGGACGUCUUAAAGCUAGGACUAGUUCGUACCCCAGAGAUUGAGCUACAAGAUCUCAAGCUAUGUCACCACCGUACAAACAAUUUUGGUAAGACAUUCACAAUUCCUCGUAAUAACAGUACGGGUAGCAGUAGUAGUAGCAGUAGCAAUAGAGCCGGCAACAAUAACAACGACCGUCCUCGAAAGUCGUGCGAAUUCGUGUCGGAGAUGCAAAGGAGGAAGAGUCAGUUACAUGAAAUCAAUAACGGUGGAUUCUUUAAGAGCUGCAAAUGCACAAUUGGGGUAAUAGAACCAAUUCCCACCACACCAAAGUAUAAUACCGUUGUUAAGAGUGGUUAUUUUGGUAGUAACAAGUUUGGAAAAGGCCAAGUUUUAAAUGAAGACAAGAAUUCAGCACAAAAGAAACAUCAUCUGCUACAACAACAGCAACAACAACAGCAGCAACAACAGAGAAGAAACAACCAAAUCCGACAAGAAAAGAAAGUCACGUCACAUCAUCAUCAUCAUGAACAUCGUACAUUUGAAUGGCUAAAGAAUCUUUCCCAUGCAAGCAUCCUUAAUACGAGUAAUUCUUAAGUUUUAGGAAAACUCUAAUUCAAGAAAUUUAGAUUCUUCCACGAGGUUUAUUUACGCAUGCCAAUUUUUUUUUUUUUUUUAAAUUUAAUUCUUUUGCCAUGUUUUUAUAUUUUAUUUUGUAAACAGGAGAUCGAUGUACAAUGGAGUUAACUUUUUUAAUAACAGUAAUUUCUUUUGGUUGUAUAAUUUUGUCUUUAAUUUGAAAUGUGUGAUUAGUAAUCAUAUCAGGAGCUCAUGUUAAGGUGGGAAUGAUGAAGUCUAUAUAAAACGACUAGGUAUAUUUGCAAAUCUUAGUUGCGAUUUGGCAAUAUUGGCAUACCACUGACCACAUACAUUCUUCUAAACUAGGCGCCU
Messenger RNA from Chenopodium quinoa (quinoa), 2319 nucleotides. RefSeq names its product CAR1 transcription factor-like. The coding region runs from base 775 to 1965 and encodes 396 amino acids. The record is from RefSeq and is a predicted model, not a curated record. The transcript has a single exon. Lineage: Eukaryota; Viridiplantae; Streptophyta; Magnoliopsida; Caryophyllales; Amaranthaceae.